This is a messenger RNA of Suillus bovinus, 787 nucleotides long. RefSeq names its product SRA-YDG. Bases 13 to 561 code for a protein of 182 amino acids. NCBI's taxonomy places the organism in Eukaryota, Fungi, Basidiomycota, Agaricomycetes, Boletales, Suillaceae. The transcript has 10 exons. Gene Ontology annotation, biological process: negative regulation of gene expression via chromosomal CpG island methylation; protein ubiquitination. Gene Ontology annotation, molecular function: ubiquitin protein ligase activity. The record is from RefSeq and is a predicted model, not a curated record.
GCGGAACAUCAGAUGUCAUCGCGCGACGGACGAACGUUUGGACAUAUAAGCGGCGUGGAGGUUGGCACAAAUUUCAACUCAAAAGCUAUGUUAGCUGAGGCAGGCGUACAUAAACUACCCCAAUCUGGCAUACACGGGGAUAAAGAGCUCGGCGCAUUUUCCAUAUGUUUGUCCAAAGGGUACGAGGAUAAUGUCGACAGGGGAAAUACCAUUACAUAUGUUGGCUCAGGUGGACAAGAUGAAGAUGGAAAACAAAUAGCCGACCAGUCCCCUGAUUCUGGAAGUAAUAGAGCCAUGUUUAUCUCGGAAGAAACCAAACGUCCAGUGCGAGUCGUACGCGGAGCGAAUGACGACAAUGCUUAUUCCCCACGCAAAGGUUUUCGUUACGACGGGUUGUAUGUCGUUGAUGAGGCCAAGAUGAUGGACGGAAAGAAAGGCUUUAAGAUGUGCACCUUCACGCUGAAACGAAUUGAAGAGGAAGGCCAGAAGCCGAUACCAAUAAGGCGCACCCUCACCAAAGGCAAACUGGCAAAGAUGCUGAAGAAAACUCGUACUGGGUAAUCUGCCCGUCAUGGUUCUGAUAUCUUGGCUUUUCAAUUGUCAUGUACUAUAAUAUCCUCAUACCCAUGUAGUGUGUACAGUCAUCUGCUUGCAUUUGUAGUUUUAAGACGUUUAUUAUCAGUUUACCUGAAGCAAUCCAUAUAUAUGUAUUUUAUGCGGCAGAUCCCGUGACAGACCUACCUUUGUAUCUGUUUAAACUUGAAAAUGAGACCUCUCUCUAGUCUAA